AUCUCUCUAAUUCGCAGUUUGGUGUUUAGAGUUGUGUGAUAGAUGAGACUGGCGCCUCUAGACGGAACAGUGUGUGCACAUAUCCCUGGCCGUGACGCAACAACCAUCUCAUAAGCAGCAUGAUGUUACUACUUGUGGUAAUAACCAUUAUAUUAGGAUGCACAGUUAAUGCCAGUCCAAGACAUAUACGGCAAAUAGAUUCAACUAAUGUGGUCAGUGUGACACGUUUUGCAAAAUAUGACGUAGUUGUUACUCACACCAGACUCGGAGACUGUUCCUAUAAAAUAGAAUUCAUAAGAGCCGACACCACCACAUCAGUGCUUGCCCAGGACAUAAUCAUUCACUGGGCAAUCGAUGACAGUGUUUACUUAUUGGAGGUGCCAGUGGUAACUGGCUCCACUACGAUUGAAGCCGGCAAACAGUCUGCGGAAAUCUUGUGGACUCCUCCUAACGGGUUUGUACCACCAUAUGAUGUGACCGGCGUGACACAGAUAACAAACGAUGAGGGAGGAACUGUGGACCAGCAUCAGAUAGACGACGGAGUCUGCACCCCAGGCAGCACUCGUGGAGAUCCACAUAUGAGAAGUUUUGACGGACAUGGUUACAGCUUCCAGGGGCUUUGCUGGUACACAUUAGCAAAACAUUGCACAGAGAAUCCAGACUUUGAAGUUACUGCAGAAUUCGCCCCAAGACCUUCAAGUGGUGAUGAAUUGAAAACACGCGCCGUCAGGUUAAAUGUGACAGUCGGUGAUGAGCGUUUGAGCAUGGAUACAACAAAUGAAGUUUUGGUAAACGAUGUUCCGCUUUGGGCGGCAAAACUGAAUGGUAGCCCUGUGAACUUUGAAAUUAUUACCGAUCCCGCUAUGGUGGGUGUGAAAAUAGAGCGUUUCAACAUGGACAUAUUAUGGGAGGGGCGCAAGCAUGCAUUCAGCGCUGUUGUGAGUCACCCCGACUACCAUGGCAACAUUUGUGGUCUCCUUGGCAACGCGGAUGGUGAUCCACUGAAUGAUUUCCAGAAGCCAGAUGGCACGCGCACCACGCAUGUCAACGAAUUUGGAGAAAGCUGGAAAGUUAACGAAAAAACGUGUGAAUACUGAAGGACGUCCUAGACUAUAAAAUUUAGAUUCUUCAAUAUAUCUGAUUACAUAGAGCUAUUUAUGCACAAUUUUGCUUCUGGAAUUAUUUUCUGCCGCUAUAUAUUAAGGGAAUAUAAUCUUGUUUUAAUUUAUCUGGUUUGUUAUUUCGCGAUGUAAAACAAAUGCAUGAUGUUAGUUAAAUAUUAAUUAAAGAUAUUAAGUAAAGGUGUA
Molecule: messenger RNA, 1307 nt
Organism: Saccoglossus kowalevskii
Lineage: Eukaryota; Metazoa; Hemichordata; Enteropneusta; Harrimaniidae
Product: zonadhesin
Source: RefSeq, a predicted model, not a curated record